Molecule: messenger RNA, 582 nt
Organism: Rosa rugosa (rugosa rose)
Lineage: Eukaryota; Viridiplantae; Streptophyta; Magnoliopsida; Rosales; Rosaceae
Exons: 1
Coding region: 1-582 (193 amino acids)
Molecular function (GO): nucleic acid binding
Source: RefSeq, a predicted model, not a curated record
AUGCUUGUUGAAAACCCUCGCCAGUGGCACGACACGUUGUAUGAGACACUGUGGGCCUAUCGCACCUCCAAGAGGAAUCCUACUGCUACAACGCCCUAUGCAUUAAUGUUUGGUCAUGAUGCGGUUUUACCCUUGGAACUUAACGUCCAAUCCUUGCGCGUCCAGGAUCAACAUCACUUGAUCGGCGAGUAUUAUGUCCAAGCAAUGUGGCAAGAGCACGAAGAUCUGAGCGAGCAGCGCUUAGCGGCUUUGGAUAACUUAGUAAUGGAAAAACAGCGUAUCGCCCGCGCCUAUGAUAAGAGGACGCGUGGCUGUAGUUACAAAGAAGGAGACCUUGUUUGGAAGGUUGUUUUGCCUUUUGGCGAAAAAUUAACCGGUCGCGGCAAAUGGACUCCGCAAUGGGAAGGACCCUUCAUUGUUCACCGCAUUCUGGAGCGUGGUGCUUUUCAUCUCAAAGAUCUGGAUGGCGACAUCCAUAGCAAUCCCAUCAACGGACGAUUCCUGAAGAAAUAUUACCCUAGUGUUUGGGAGUUCGAGGAUCCACCGAGUCAACCUUCUUCUCAGACAGGGGGGCAACCAUAG